Molecule: messenger RNA, 855 nt
Organism: Cygnus atratus (black swan)
Lineage: Eukaryota; Metazoa; Chordata; Aves; Anseriformes; Anatidae
Product: coiled-coil domain-containing protein 81-like
Exons: 8
Coding region: 1-855 (284 amino acids)
Cellular component (GO): centrosome
Source: RefSeq, a predicted model, not a curated record
AUGGCGGAGGAGCUGGUGCCACUGCUGGAGCCCCCCCUGAUUGAAGUCUUCCUUGACCUCUGGAACAUGCUCCCUGAUAACAUGCACUCGUUGUCCCCCCCCAACAAUCCCCUGGCCAUGUGCCUUCCAGAUCAAAAAUCUGUCUGGGAUGCAGUGUCUGUCUACAUCCAGGAGCACCUCUUGCUUCACCAGGGUGUCCGUAUUCCUGCCCUUGGCUCCUUUGAUGUUGUCCCCAAAUGGGUCAAGGUUGGGAAUGAGACAAUAAUUUUCCUGAAGCCUGUGUUUUACAUGGCCAGGAACCUUAUAGUUUCUCACAACCUCAUGGACAACAAGGAGUACCUGCCAGGCCAUAAGGAGCUGGAACCCCUCAAAUUUGGUGAGGUGGCUGCAGCUGCCUCUGUGUCCUGGAAGAAGGUGGAGGGCUGCAUCCAAGGCACAAUGUCCCUCAUCUCUCGCUGCGUGGGGAAGGGGGAGAACAUCGCCCUCGUCCUGAUGGACGUUGGGGUGCUCCUCAUCGAAGGCACAAAGGUGCAAAUGAAAUUCUAUUACGAAUUCCUGGAGGUGUUGUCUGGGAAGGAGAACCUUCAGAAGGUCCCCCAGCUGAUGGACGUGGUGGUGUCCCGGCUGGAACCCGUGGCCUCCCUGACCUUCUCUGGCCGUGUCAUCAUCUUUCCUAAGUUUGAAAUGGAGAGUGUGCCCAAACCACCACCACGCAGAGGCCAUCUCAAGGCCCAUGAUGGUGACAAGCAGAAGAAGGAAGGGGCUUUACCAGCUCUCAGGCAGGGCAAGAAAGAAAUCCAUCAGUCUUUGGACCAUGAGGACCAUGAGAUGGAGGAAAACAUGAGUGUUUUGUGA